AUGUUGUUGACUGAAGGAAAUCGGAGUGCUGGAGCCACAUUCACUCUCUUGGGCUUCUCAGAUUUUCCAGAUCUCCAGGCGCCCCUGUUCCUGGUAUUCCUGAUCGUCUACAUGGUCACUGUGCUGGGAAACCUGGGCAUGAUCAUGAUCAUCAGGACCAGUCCCCAGCUUCACACCCCCAUGUACUUUUUUCUCAGCCACUUGUCCUUUGUAGAUUUCUGUUAUUCCACUACUAUUACACCCAAGCUGCUAGAGAACUUGGUUGUGGAAGACAGAACCAUCUCUUUCCCAGGAUGCAUCAUGCAAUUCUUCUUGGCUUGUUUAUUUGCGGUGGCAGAAACAUUCAUGUUGGCAGUGAUGGCCUAUGACCGAUUUGUGGCCGUGUGUAGUCCUCUGCUCUACACGGUAGUCAUGUCCCCAAAGCUCUGUGCAUCACUAGUAGCUGGACCCUACACCCUGGGAAUAGUAUUUUCUCUGCCACUCACCUAUUUUCUCCAGGCAUUAUCCUUCUGUGGGUCUAACAUCAUAAAUAAUUUUUUCUGUGAGCACUCUGCCAUUGUUUCUGUCUCCUGCUCUGAUCCCUACAUCAGCCAAGUGCUUUGCUUUGCCAUAGCCAUAUUAAAUGAGGUGAGCAGCCUGGUAAUCAUUCUCACUACUUACCUUUUCAUCGUUGUCACUGUCAUAAAAAUGCCUUUAGCUAGUGGGCGACAAAAAGCUUUCUCCACUUGUGCCUCUCACCUUACUACCAUCACCAUUUUCCACGGGACUUUCCUGUUCCUUUAUUGUGUACCCAACUCCAAAAACUCAAGGCUCAUAAUCAAAGUAGGUUCUGUAUUUUAUACAGUGGUAAUUCCCAUGCUGAACCCUCUGAUAUACAGCUUCAGAAACAAAGUUGUGAAGGAGAGUGUCAGGAAAUUAAUUCAUCGCUCAAUACAAUUUUGUUGA
Myotis myotis is the source of this 945-nucleotide messenger RNA. Its product is annotated as olfactory receptor 5D13-like. Gene Ontology annotation, cellular component: membrane. The record is from RefSeq and is a predicted model, not a curated record. Lineage: Eukaryota; Metazoa; Chordata; Mammalia; Chiroptera; Vespertilionidae. Gene Ontology annotation, molecular function: odorant binding; olfactory receptor activity; G protein-coupled receptor activity. The coding region runs from base 1 to 945 and encodes 314 amino acids. The transcript has a single exon. Gene Ontology annotation, biological process: sensory perception of smell; G protein-coupled receptor signaling pathway.